GCAGCAGUGGCAGCCGAAGCCGGGGACUGACUGAGGGGGCUGCGUGUUUCCGGAAGACGUGGCGGCUGCUUCUCCUCCUCCUCUUUUAGUCGGCUUCAUUUUCGCUCUCCUCGGCUCGUUUUCUGUCGGAGCGUCCCAGGCCGGCGCCUCGCUGCCGCCAUCAUGAUUUCCCUCACGGAUACUCAGAAAAUUGGAAUGGGACUUACAGGUUUUGGAGUAUUUUUCCUUUUCUUUGGAAUGAUCCUGUUUUUUGACAAAGCACUUUUGGCUAUUGGAAAUGUUUUAUUUGUGGCUGGCCUGGCUUUUGUGAUCGGUUUAGAAAGGACAUUCCGAUUCUUCUUCCAGAAGCACAAAAUGAAAGCCUCUGGCUUCUUUUUGGGAGGUGUACUUAUUGUUCUCAUUGGUUGGCCCUUGAUAGGAAUGGUCCUUGAAAUUUAUGGUUUCUUCCUCUUAUUCCGGGGCUUUUUCCCUGUGGUGGUUGGUUUUAUUAGAAGAGUGCCAGUUCUUGGCUAUCUUUUGAAUUUACCUGGUAUAAGCUCGCUCGUAGAUAAAGCUGGAGAAAGCAACAACAUGGUAUAAUGACGAGAGUGCUGAAGACUGGGUCUAAAUUUAUAUUAUUUAUAAAGUCCUUUUGAAGAAAAGAUCAGCACAAAGAUUCUGUUGUGUACAAAGGCAAAGUUUGUAACAAAGUCUUGAUGUAAGUUUUUUAAAUUUACACCGUAGUCUGCAAAAUGCAUCGUUAGCAAAGGAAAAAGGUAGCAAGCGUGCACCCCGAGACUUGCUGCUCCUGGAAUUUGGUGAACUGAAGAAAAAGCCACGGGCCAAACCCGUGGUCUAAAACGAUUCAAGACUUCUUAACGCUUUUUGGAGUAUGUGCUCAUUGCAGCAACCCCGCUGUGGGAUUAACAGUGCCUGUAACUUUACCUCCUGAUUUUGAAGGUGUUGUCGAGUAAGCAGGCACGGUCCUUCUCUCCUUCCACCUGCCAGUCUUUUUACUUAUGCUCCUGAAUCGGAAGAAAGCAAAUACCCGUGUUUUUUUUUUCACCUGUCAAAAGCAAAGAGGCUUCCUUUAGGCAUGAUGUAUGGCCUUUUAAGGUGGAUCAUCAUCUUUCACCAUGCACCGCUAGAGGAUUUCACUCUACAGUUCUGCUUUAUACAUUUCUUUGUAAAUACGCAGCUGGAAUAAAACUUCGUAGAAAAUGUUUAAAGCCAAAUGUAAAAUUCUGAUUAGGUUUGUCUUUGAAAUAUGCAAACAGGUCAAAUAUUUUUUUUAAGUACUCUAGCCUGAAACCACUCUUUGGUUUUGACAUCUGUUCAAUUUGACGGGGACAGAGGAAGCCAGUUUUACACUCCUUUUUUGCUGGCUCUUCCUGAUCCGUGUUACAUGUAUGCAUCGCAAAAAGGUUGCAGCCCUUCGGUCAUCAAAUAAAACUUGGUGUUCAUCCUAUUCAGCUUACGAAAUGACUUGCUUGGUCUCGAGGUGCUCACACGUUUUUUGAAACAUGAUCUGCCCAGCCGACCCAUUUCUUCAAAAAGGUGCUGAUCCUGAAUGUAUUUUUGUUGCUUUGCCUGCAGCCAGUGUAAUGUCCCUGCAUCAUGUAUAACAUCAUGUCUUUUCUAUUGGCAAAGGCAUUGGAGUGGAGGCACUUGAGUUUAUGCAUCCCAUCCUUAUUCUAGGACAGCAUCUUGCAGUGCGACUUCUGUAAAUAACUUUACAAUGAGGUUAGAAUAUUCAGUCAUUUGUAUGUUGGGAGGUCUCGGGAAAUUUUAGUAGCCUUAAUUCAGUGCCACACUUGAGGACUGCUCCUUCCUUGUUAACUUGUUCUGAUGGCUGGGAAGGAUGCAUGUUUCAACACACAAAAAGUUUUAGAACUGCUUUGUACAUUUCAGUGAAGUGGGCAAGAAAGAGCGACCUGCAUGUAUUCUGCCCAUGCUCAUAGUUGGGUGAGAUCAGGACAGGUAGAGCAUCUGACCUGGUUCUCAGGUGCAUAUCUGUCCAGACUGAUAUUUAUUUACAGAAACUCUGUGUAUUAAUGCAGGACUAACUUAUUUAGCUCCAAACAGCUACUAUAAGCCCCCAUUUAGGGGAUAGGUGUACGUUGGUCAUUUUAUUUGAAGCACGAACUUUUCUAAAUUUGUGCAACUAAUUUCUCAGCUUUGGUAUUGGUAACUAUUGAUAAGUUUGCUAACGCUUGACAGAAAUAGCCCUUUUAAAAAAUCUAGUGGAUGAUUAUUUAAAUUUCUUUGCUUUUAGGCUCCCCCCCCCCCUUAAAAAAAAUGUUGAAAAAUAUCUUUGGAUAAGAUGAAUGUUUCCAAUUGCGAAAGCAAUCUUGACAGGAGCUUCCCAGGUUUUUUUGGUUUUGUCUCGAGGACAGGAAAACACACUUGGGGAACGCAUGUCUUUUCAAAAGUCCUGAAACUGUUUAUCUUUACUCUUGAAGCCACACAUGUACCUCAUUUUAGUUUCACUGUGAUACAUGUUGCUGCCUGUAAGAUGUAAAAAAUAUGUAAGGGGGGGCGCUCACACUGCAGUCCUUUAAAAAAAAAAUUGUGUAUCCUGUUGAGUAGGGUGCAUUCUGUGAGUUGUGCCCAGCCAUUGAGCUGCCCCAGUUUCCCUGAUGCUGUGGCGUACACUACAGUUUAAGUUGAACAAAGAUCGGUGGCUGUUGAUACGGGCGGAACUGCAUGAAACAUUGUUUGUAUAUCUCCCAUUUCCACGUGAAACUUUUCUACAAAGGCAUGCUCUCCCGAGUCAUUCCUGUAUCCAAAAAUCAUCCUCCUGUGUCAUGAGCCCUGAGAGCCAUGCCUUUUAUCACGGUUCGAAGCAGCUGAGCAAUUCAUACAUCAUUCCUAGCGCUGUAACCAGGGGACAGAAAAGGCUGUACAGAUAUUACUAAGCCAUCAAAAUUUCCAUUUUGCAGUAUCUUUCCCCUACACUGAGUGGAACGGGGAAGGAACUGUUCCUGAUCCCCCUCAAGUACAGUGCAUUGUGAAUUACAUUAACCAUACCCAUAGAUGCAGAGGAUUUAGCCGUGUUAGUCUGUAGUAGCAAAAUCAGAAAGAGUCCAGUAGCACCUUCAAGACUAACCAACUUUAUUGUAGCUACAAUACAAUAAAGUUAUAUGCUACAAUAAAGUUGGUUAGUCUUAAAGGUGCUACUGGACUCUUUCUGAUUAACCAUACCCACACAGCUCUCUCAUUGGUUUCUGUUUUACUUGACUCAUGGAAGGGACCUGUAUUACCUAACAGUGACAGUGAUAGAAACCCUAAUUGUAGCCCUCUGAUUGGAUAGAAAAGCUUCAGUUUGUGUGUUGGGAAUCUCAUUCGAGCACCCCUUUGUAAAAAUGAAAAAAGACAUUGUGAAGGUGUUGGAUUUUUUUUUUAAAGUGAUCAGCUGCAAAUUUGAUGUAAUUCUUGUUUUUGUCUUCUGAUGGUCCUACUUGAUUAGGAAAGUAUUUGGAAUGGGGUGUGUGCAUGUGCGUGCGUGCGCACGUGUGCACGCGCAUGCAUGCACGGGAAUUCUAGGAUGAUAGUGAAAAAGAAGGCAAUACCUUAACUUUCUUCAGAUUAGGAUGCUGUGUUUAAACCUUCUUGAAGAUUUUAGGCUGGGGGCAGCGUCAUGACUUCCCUCCAAGCUCCAGCUCACAGUCAGCAGCAGAGAUAGGAAGACUUAAUAGGAACACGUCUGUUCCUUUGAAGGUGAUGGUCUUUGGUGAAUACAAAGCCAGGCAAAGUUGGUAUUACAAAGCAGUUAGAACGAGUCCUUAGUCUUACGGCUGCUAGUUUAUACACUUACUUGAGAGUAAGUGCCACUGAACUCAAUUGGAAAUCUUUCCAAAGAGACGUGCCCAGGAUCCGGCUCAUGCGUUGUAACCUUUUGCAAGAAACAAAGGCAUCAUCUCUAAUAAAAGUCUUUCCCCUCCAUUUAAAUGUAACUCUUCGUUGCUGCUUUAGGAAUCGUACACAGAUCUUGUCUGGAUUAAAUGAACACUGUAAAUACUCUUGUCAUACCUUGAAUAAAAAGGUACUUUUUCUAUGAA
Molecule: messenger RNA, 4040 nt
Organism: Eublepharis macularius
Lineage: Eukaryota; Metazoa; Chordata; Lepidosauria; Squamata; Eublepharidae
Gene: GOLT1B
Product: golgi transport 1B
Exons: 5
Coding region: 163-579 (138 amino acids)
Biological process (GO): endoplasmic reticulum to Golgi vesicle-mediated transport; retrograde transport, endosome to Golgi
Cellular component (GO): endoplasmic reticulum; membrane
Source: RefSeq, a predicted model, not a curated record